CUCGCCUUGCAGGCUCCUCCAUUUGCGGAGCAGAGUUCGCCUGCCUCGGACGCUCGGUCGACGGGUCGGCGGUCCCUGCAACCGUCGUUGCUCUGGCUUUCUGGCCGUGUGAGGUACGCGAACCACGAGCGCCUGGUCGAGCUUUCUGCCUUUGCUAGCGUCAGACACCGUCGCGUCACCCUUUGUGAACCGGACAGCUGCUGUCCGGUGGCGUUUGUGAAGCUACGCGAAGUGCGUGAAUCGCGCUGCGUGCGCUGUUUCGGAGGGGGGCUUGCCCUUCGCCGCGCCUCGUCCGGAAGCCCGUCAGCGCUGAAGGUGUGUGCUAUCCGUUUGCGGAUGAUUCUACUGCCGGUGUUCUUGGCGUGACGGUGGUGUGGCCCUGACCGUCCUCCUGCCGACGUUUAGAAAUUUCGUUCCGUGUCUCUUGAGCGCCUUGGAGGCGGUCGGCGAACGAAGCGCACUGACUUUGGAUUUGACACCGAAAGACUACGAGCCGAAAUUCGACAGCUAGACAUCGUCGGAACGGACGUACCAUCGUUCGCGAACCGACUCCCAAGUCUUCCAAGCGGGGUGACAGAGACAUUGACCUUCGUCACCAGCGGCCGAAGACACAAAGAGACGAGACGCAUCACCGUGUUCACUGCACGCUCCGAUCAGCGUCUUCACCCGACACGCGUUGCUGGACAGGAUUCUUGUGACGUGACAUUCAAGACGCAACGAACCUGGCGCCGCGUUGUGCAAGGAACCGAUGCCUUGGAACAGAAACGAGGAGCACCUUCGCUUCAGUAACAACGUCCUCAUAAAAGGCGAGGCCUCGGCAUCGGCAUUGGUGGCGGCAGCUUCCGCGGCUUCCUGCUGCGGCGGCGGCGAUCGGCCAAGGAAGGCGCGGCGGCGGCGGCGGCCGGUCCCGGCGGUGCGCUGGCUUCCUCGCGCGGCCACCACCCGCAGCAGCCGCCCGUAAGAUGCGCCACCAUGAGCAGCAUCGGCAGCGUGGGCCGCAACGGAGGCCUGAUGGCCAACGGCAUGCCCGGAGGCGUCAAGAAGGACAACUCCUCGCCGGCCGUGGCCGCGGCCAACGGCGGCACGGCCAACGGGCCCCUGCUCGAGACCACCACGGUCAAGAAGGGUCUUCUGUGGCAGCAGUGGGACAAGUUUUUCAGUCGCUGGAAGGAGCGCUACUUUGUGCUCACCAAGGACUACUUGGCGUGCUUUAAGAAGGAAUCCAAGGUCGGAACCUCCGAGAUGGGUGGAUUCCUUUACAAGGUGAACUUGGCAGACGUGGAGGGGCUGCAGUGGGCCGACAAAAAGCGGACGGGAGUUAUCGCCCUUCGGGUGGGCACCGAGGGCCAGCUCCUGCUCUGGACCAACUGCGGCCUGGACGACUGGAUGUUCGCCCUUAGAGACGCCAUCGGUCGGAGCAAGGGGCGCAGAGAGGCCCUCCGCAAGGCGCAUACGCUCGGUCCGCAGUUCUACGACUCGGGACUCACCAAGAGGCAAGCGUUGCUGCUUCAGCACACGCUGACCUCGUCGGAGGCACAGUCCCCGUCUUCGUCGGUGCGCACGUCCACCUCGUGCGAGCUGCGCUCCCUGGGCGAGCGCACCCCUACGCCCAGCCUGACGCGCCGGGCGCAGAGGAUGUCGGUGGCCACCGAGGCCAGUGACAGCGGCGGCAGCCUGGCGCCCGGUUCCUCCAGCGUGGACUACGACACGCGCUCGGUGCCCUGGUCGGCCCCGCUCGGACCACGGCCCACGGGCUCCUACAGCUCGCUCAUCUCGCUCGGUCAGCGCUCCCUCGGAGCGCACCGGCCCUCGCCACGGUCCCUGCAGGUGUCCCCGGCCCUGGCGCAGCGCUCUCUAUACGCGCAGCACGUGCUCAACUCGCCCGAAGUGGCCAACGGCCGCAACGGCGGGGUCCGGUGCGGCGGCGGCGGCGUGGGCGGCGCCACGGCCUCCGCGACGCUCGAGUUCGCCUACAUCCGUCCCGACUCGCCGGUCACCCUGACGGGGCCCCGGCGCAGUACACUCGACAGCGGCCACUGCCAGCGAUCCCAGUCGUCCUGCUUCGGCGGCGCCAGCCCGUUCCUGCAGCUGGGUGAGCCGCAGCAGCAGCAGCACCACAAGCUCCUCCAGCAGCAGCAGCAGCGGCACCACCGGAACCACAAGCACCACCAGAACCACUAUCCCGCCGCUCCCCCGUUCGCCCUGCAUGACUUGCGGGCCGCCCUGCCGGGCGAAGACGACGAGGCGCGACCGUCAUCAAUAUACGGCCAGCCGUCGCUGACGGUGGUGGGCGAUCGCGCCGCCUACUCGGUGCAGCCGCCCGACGUGGUGCCUAACAACCAUGCGCCUCGGCCGUCGGCCUCCAAGCUCAUGAAGCGCGCCGUCAGGGCGUACACGCACUCCAAGUCGGACUCGUCGUUCGUGCUCAAGCAGAGCCCGUCGCAGCUGCAGGGACACUUGGCCGUGACCUGAUGCGCUCCCCUUGAACCAUCUUCCUCGACGUGCUCCAUCAUCCGCUCUCCUGGUCUGUCGCCGCCAUCACCGCCGUCUCCUCCUGUCCGACCUGUCGGCGACCACGCUCGGCUCGAAGCCGCUAAAGAGCGACGUCUAAGUCUCGAGGGCUCUGUGUCGGGGUUCGCGGCGUGGAGUAGUGCCCUGGUGGCGACGCUGUGCUGGUGAGACGCGCCAUUGUUGAUGACGGACGGCGCUAAAUGCACGGCGAGCUAUGGAUGACCCUCUGCGGCACGUGUCUCCGAGACGUCCCUCCGUCUGUUCUGCCUGGCUUUGUCUUUCUCUCGGUUCCUCUGUGUACAUGCCGGUUCGUCCGUGACGUACUUUUUCUGCCUUAAAAGGUUGCGCCGGUUAUGACUAUUAUUUACCACAGGUGUCCCGUGCGCCUGGAGGGACUGUCUCCCUAAAAAAAGAACUCUUGAAUGGUGAUUAUGAUGAGUGCGUUGUGUUUUGUAUAUUUGACACGUUAUUCGCCAGUUUUUCGCGUGUGCUUUCGCGAUCAUCGCCGCUUGAUGACCCUACGAGAGCAUCGAGAAAGUGUACAAGCAUAUUAACUUACUGAAACCCCGACCUGAACGCCGCUGUGCGGUAAAGUCAUGGAGUAACUUGUCUAUAUCGGCCGUCUUUCUUAAUCAGCCCGUUAUUUUAUCUCUUUUUCUACACUAUCGAAGUGAAAUUCGGCAGUCGACUUUCCGCGAGUAUAUAGUCUUUGUGAUAAGAACUCCGAAUAUCAAGAUGCCCCUCACAAGGUAUGAACUUUGCUAUCUGCACAUUUCAAUGUUACGUUCCGCGAGAGAAGCGAGCUAAGACGCUGGAUGACGCGCUGUUAGACCCAAAUCCCCCCGUGCAGCAACAAACGAGUCAGUAGUGAAACACGAGCAGAUUGAACGGAGUCGGACUGACAACAGGAAAAGCUCGAUGAUGCCGUUGUCUGUGUGCGAGCCGUUUAGCUGUAGCCCUGUACCUUGACCUAUCCGAGACUUCUUUCUUCUUUUCUGCUUACGCGUUCUUGUGGUGUAAGCGUGAUUAUUCGCUGAGUGAACGACGGGUUCGGUCAAAGGACGCUGUGAAAUAACUUGGAGAUAGGAGCGGUGAUACCCGUCUUGUCACGUUUGGUCAGUCAGAAAGCCGCUGCCGUAUAACAUGUCCCGUGCCCCUCAAUUUCGAUCGCCGCAUACACAUUGUGGCGAUCUCCCGGAGUCCCGUUCGAUUGUUACCCUAUAGACGGAUCUCAUCGAGCGAAUGAGACUAAAGAGCACGUAGCAUGCUUCUUUACAAUUUUUUUUCUCGGCGGUCGCGAGUGUACGCGAACGAAAGGCACUGCAAUUAAAGAAAACAAGAAGCGUGUAUACCGAAGAAAGAAAAAAAAAAAAGGAAAGCGUGGCUUUUUGGCAUCUGCGUGACCUCUGCGCAAACUGCAGCGGAGUGUUCGACAUUGCUCAUGAUGUCGAUUCCAAGCGGCGCGCGCCCACUGUUAAUAGAAUCCCAGUCGAAAGAAGGUUUAAUGGAAUGAAUCUCGAAGCGGCUUGCACCGUCGCGCCCCCUAGUUCUUUUUGUUACCGCUCCGCCAACCAAUUCCGCAUUCGCCACCUCUCCGAGACUAUUUCUCGAUCGUAUACACACAAACUGUACCGUCACCGUAUACCCUGUAUAGUAUAGUUCCCUACUGUAAUUCACCCCGCCCAUUUUUGAAACCUUUCCCGUAGAAGUCAACCAACCCGUGCGAGUCCACUGUGAUAUAUAUUUUCUAUCGUACGCGUGUGCGUGUGUGGCGUUCCGUGCGUGUAACUAACUGGUCUGUGAAAAGCUGGUUGUAAAAUAGGGCGUCGUGAGCGCAUUCGCUUUUCAUUUCUCUCGCUCUAUCUGUCCCUCUGACGAUAAACAAAAUAAAAAUUAACUGAAAGGACUACUACCCGGUUAGGUUAUGACAGUGACCGCUGUCAGACGAUACACACCUGAUCACAAACACACACAAGCGCUCUGUACCAGAUGUUAUACACGACUAGGUGUGGGAGAGACGAAGCGCGAUUUGACUGCCACGUUUGCCGGAUCUUGUUGAGAUAUCUGUGUGUGUAUCAUCUCUCUCUUUAUCUCUCUGUCUCUAUCACACUGUGUGCUACGGAAGAGGCGUGAAUGUACAAAGUAUAGUAGUGCGCACCUCGUUUACCGUUUAGUAAUGACGCCGUUCACUUAGUGAGGCGCAGGAACAUUGCAGCUGCGUGCCCUGCACGUCGUGCAAAUGGGCCUCUUGAUCGAAUCUCCGUUCCGCGCCGGCCAAGUGCAUUCAAAUCUACAAGACCUGCGCGCACUCCGCCUCGGCAGCUGGGCGUACAGAUGUAUUGCACGGAUGUCACUGAAACCGCCAUGUUGGAAUACCAACAUGGUGGGCGCGAAGUUUGUGAUUUCACGUUAAUGUUAUGAGUAAAUCGCAUGCAGCUUCUUUCGUACACAUUAGAGGUCAAUAGUGUUCCAGCGGAUUCAUUUGGUUAAUUGCCACUUAAUUCAUGUUUGCUUGGUGUCAUCAAAGCAGCCAUGUUGGAGUACCAGUACGCUAAGAGCCUGCGCCCACGACGUCACGUGUAAGCUAUCAAUACAAACAGAGCUGCCACGCCCCGAGCUCUUGAAACUUCAGUCACGAGUUCGGGCCUCAGACUCGCGACUGUCAAGCCCUCGUGAAUGCCAAGCCCCGAACUCGCGACUGAUGUUCCACGAGCUCGGUGCUCGCCGUGUUCGGUGCAUGUCAACCCACACGCGACAAAGUUCACGUGUGUCCCCGUGUCACCCGGCGUACGGUGUGCAUUCGCGAGAUGUCAUAGCAAACUGGGGCUAAUUAGAGCUGUACACGAACUCGGCAACGACAAAGUCGUCAGGCUGACUGAAUCACUGAGCACGUUCUUCCUAGUUGAAGUAAGCUUUGUCUUGCGGAGCUGCUGUGGUGGAGCGCGCAAAACUACAAAGCGUUGGCUUCAAUGCGCAUCCUUCCAAGAGGCUUGCGUUGAUGCUCCUCGCUGUAGUUUCUACGGAGAGUCCUUUAAAAAAAAUGGCCGUAGUUGCGUCAGUGCAGACUAUUGCGAGGUGCGAUCGGUUGGCGAAAGUAGGUCGCCUGGUGCGCACGGACAGCACAUGGUAGUGCGGCCCGUCUCUCACUGCCAAGACCUGAAAGGUGUACCCUGAUGAUGACGAUGAUGAUGGCGCAUAUACUGUGACCUUUUUCAAAGCUCGACUGCCAGACAAUUUCGACUUCAAGCUUUCUUUUUCUAUCUCUGGUAUCCUCAAAAGGUUCCCAGAUCGGAAUAUCCCUUGGCUAACGUUUAUCUAUCUUAAUGUUCCGCUUACGAGAAACUGCGGCCAACCGUGUUUUCGGUUGCGUCAGUUCUUCUCGAAAGAAGAUUCUUUUUUUUCUUCAGGGCUAUCAUAGGCAACAUCUUGAUGUGAGCGAGCGUGUGAUAGGUUGUGAGUCGUCGCUGCAUAGGUGCGGAGUAUGUACCGCCAAUGUGUGUGGGUGUGUGUCGCGGCCUGCCCUUGUGUAACGUUAUCGCGUCUCGGCGAGUCCCUUCUUCAUAAGUGUCGGUUACGUGUGACUCGUGUUGAGAGGUGGGAUGAUUUAACCGUGCUUGCAAUUCUGUGCUUAUUUGGCAUUUCCCAGGGGAGUGGGAAAAAAGCAAAAAAAAAAAGGGGGUAGGGGGGUAUACAAUUUCUCGUUGGCUUCAAUAUCCUUUCGUCUCCUUCCACAACUGUAAUUAACGGAAUGCGAGGAAUAGUGAUGCCACAUUCUCACGUGUCAACGCCACUUUACUUCAGUAUAAGGUAACCAAUAUGAACGGUGCGAACGAACGAAAACAGAUAUAGGUUUAUGUGAUGACUGCAUCCACUGGCGCAUUGCUUCUUUCGCGCAAUGCAUUAGCAGCUUACGUGAGCACAAUUAUCUUUCUUGGCAGGGGGUGGUUGCCAGAGUCUGAAUGUUCAAGCCGUCUCAAUAGUACACAAAGAAGGCGUUAAUUGCGGCGUUGCGAUUGCAGAGAGAAACCGAUUUGAGCCAAAUGUGUUUGAUUUGGCUUUUCUUUUCUCAGAUAUGCUGUGUUAACGAAGUCAUUGCUCAAUUUCAUUCAUUCUCAGUUUUUUGUAAAACCAUGACCCUCGCAUCUUCUUUGACACGCAUCUUUUUCUACGCUGAGUAACCUUCGAUGUUCAUCGCUGCGUGCACCUGAUGUAUUCGUAACGAAUUGCGUUAUAAAACAUAUCGUUCCAUUACAGGGACAUCUGCAAUCAAAUGAACAUUUUUGUUCUUCUUUAUUAGAACUUUUCAAUUGGCCGAUACAGCUGGCCUCUCGUUCAAAACUACCUCAUCGUAUCUUUACAAAUAUCUAGACGCAUAAACAGCGAUGGCAUUGAAGGGUAUCAGUUCUAAACUUUACACAAAGUUCACCCAUUAAAUUAUUAUAGUUUUUUUCCUUUUUUUCGCGGCCGCAGCUGAAUCAUUUUCACAAAGCGACCAGUUGUGGGUCUCUGCUUUGCUUAAACUCGGACGCGUUCACUUUUGGCUGCUACGAGACGGCAUGUGUACGUUUUGCUUCUAGGGUCAGAGGAAAAGCUUCGACGCCUUCGAUAGGUAGCCUGUAGAGAGUGUCUGUCGAAUUCCGAAGCGAUCUUCUUUUUCGUUGAACGUUCAAACUAGGAAGGACAUGUUCUAAGACGAGUGUACGUGUACGCUCACACCACAGCGCGUACUAUAUAGAUAACUAUAACGCGGCAAUACAUUACGCUUUUCCACAUGAGCACUUACAUCGAAUCGCAUGAAUCCUUCGUUACAGCCAGCUACGUUCCUUACUCUGUUUAUAUUAAUGGUACGAAAUAAUUCCAUGCCAUUCUGCUGCUAACGAAGAAAGGUAAUUAAGAAAGAGACCGACAGAAACUGUCACAGACUAGACAUGUCUACGAACGUGGUAUGUGCACGUAUAUGAUUGAUACAAGAGCGUACCGGUAGGUUGAUAAGAGGCGCUUAUUUCGCUUGCGAUAUUUGUGCGCCAGUACACGUACGCAUUCGUCGAGACUGGAGUGUCGUGAGACCCAGCACAGGAGUACCGUGAAUAGAAACGCAAUACACAAAGUACAAUAUGAGUCGAGAUAUUUUGAGACGACACAGAUAAACGGCAUAAGCCUUAUGAAAUAAGUAAAACUAAGGGUACACGAUGACUUACUGCUCACGCAGCAGCGUCACAUCCGCCACGAUUCCGUGGACGCGCCAAAAACGUGUGCUUGCGUAAGAAACGUGUACGUGUUUAAUAGCUCCCAAAUUUCUAUUAAAUUUAUCGACCGACAUUCUGUUAACCCCUUCGUCCAUCUGAAACACGUGUUAGCCGUUGUUUUUUUGCCGAUUCUUCUAACUUGCGCCUAGUGGACGUGCUUUCUUGGAUUCACACGGUUUUUUUUCUAGCUGUCUCUUUUUCUACUGUCUUUGCAGGAGGAGAAAAAAAAAAAAAACCCGCGGAGAUCUGUAGUUCUAGUCAUUCAACAGUGUGUGCUUGCGUGCGUGCGCGUGUGUGUACGUGUUUCCUCCUUUUUCUUAUUUUUCUCCUCCAGUUCCUAAACAACCUCCGGGGAUGUGCGUCCAUCUGGUAACAUAGUUUAACCGAUCAAAGGAUAUAUAUGAAAAGGGAGACUUGGAGACGCGAACCAGGAAGAUGAACUCUUUGUCUGUAAAACUAUUUAUAACCUGUGUCGAACGAAUCUCCUUUCCACAGUUUUCUAUUUUUUUUUCUCUCACUUUUUCUUUAGUACGUUGAAGGGGGAAAAAAUGGAGUUUAGCUUGACGCGCUCGUGUUACCCUAAUCCGCUUCGCCGCAGUGACGAUGCGCAUCUGCUAACGUCAGUGCACGGUUGCGACAUCUCGCGAUGUUAUGUUCACCUGUAGUCGGAUACAACUUUAGAAGGCAGCGGCAUUUCCUCCUCAAAGGCGGAUGAACACAAGCCUGCACCAAUGGGCGCGCACUCGGGACUGACGUCAUGAGGGGGACGGCCGGUGGCUCCGCCUUCGGAGAACAUCGGCGCGUGCAUGGAAGGGACUAUUUCUUUAGUCGCGGAGGCGAUCGGCUGCCGCGCUUCGGUCGUCUGGGCGGGGCCUCUCCUGCCUUCUAAAGUGGUAUCCGACUGUAGAUAGUAUACCAGAAACCGCGGAAACACGAUCGUUCUGCCUUUGUUUACUUGGCCUAGCUAGACCUAGUUAAGCCGAGAUAGCACAACAAAGAGCCGCGUUAAGACUACGUUGCAGCCGAAAGUUUCGUUGUUCUAGCCGCUGGAAACGUGCGGUGGAGUGAUGCGAGACAGAUUUUGCGUCGUUGGCAUUGCACCCGAAGUAAACAAAAUGACGCACUGGUGAUAGCUGUUGUCCUGAGCCCUAUGGUUCAGGAACAGCUUCACCUAAACACGAAAGUGGGUUUUCUGAUUUAAUACCCGACAUGGCAAACAGUGCGGACGACAGAUAUAGGAAGUGUUCACUUGAGGCCAAUACUCCUUAACAGUGCUCAUGAAUUUUUUUUUAUGUAAUUCGUAGCCUCCGUAGCGCUUUUAGAUAUAAACAGAUCGAUGUGCAGCGAGGUUUUUGCUGUACUGGCUGUACAACAACAUGAGCAGCCUCGAUGACCUCACACAGAGUGCUGCGUACAGGCGCUGUUAUACCGCGAGAUGUCGCUAGUCGUGCUCUGCAUCCCCGCGUGGAGGUGAUGUAGGGUAACAGUAACACGCGCGCGUGACGCUGAAAUACUACGAUGACGUCAUCUGUCCAUCUUUAUCUCGCUGAUUCUGACAUUGAUAUUUUUUCACCGUCUGUUUCUCUCUCGUGGGUGGUGAGAGUGGAGCACACAGUGCCUCUCCACAAGUUUGAGUCUCGCUUUUUCUAUAACAUAACUGACUGUCAUUUCUCUGACGUUCUUCGUGCGAACUUGUUUUCUUCUUUUUUUUUCCUUCCCCCAGACUGAAUUGUGCGUGGACAUACAGGACCAUGCCUACAUGUCGGCCUUUUCUUUUCAUUUCUCUUGCUUCUAUUUUUCUUUGGAUAUAUUUACAAGACCUCGAAUAAAAUCUUGUAUACUGUGAA
This is a messenger RNA of Rhipicephalus sanguineus (brown dog tick), 9604 nucleotides long. RefSeq lists its product as uncharacterized. Lineage: Eukaryota; Metazoa; Arthropoda; Arachnida; Ixodida; Ixodidae. Gene Ontology annotation, biological process: actin cytoskeleton organization. Bases 973 to 2472 code for a protein of 499 amino acids. The transcript is spliced from 8 exons. Gene Ontology annotation, cellular component: plasma membrane. The record is from RefSeq and is a predicted model, not a curated record.